UAUAGGGCUCUUUUCGGCUGCUGCAACAAUCCCGGCUGAGUUAUGAGUUUACAAUCUUGUAACAACAACACGGUUGAACUGGUGAAGUCACAAAUGAAGAAGUCCGUGAAAUUGAUCAAUGUCUACAGAUGGAUAAUCGAUGCUUAUAUCUCGGAUUUUUUCACUGAUGGAUUGUGGGAUAGACUUCCGGAGGGGUGGACAGAGGGGUUAUCACAGCUAGACUCACUUGAUCUGGCCUUCCUUCUUGACUCCUCACUGCCGAUUCCAAACAGGAAGGACCUUCCUUUGACUUUGCUAGCAUUUAGAGAAUCUACACAUGCUCUGUCCUUGGACCGACAAAAAGUGGAUCUGGAGAAUAAAGGGAUUGGUGAAGGACUCUUUCCAUUAGAUAAAGACAAAGAAAGGAAGGCUGUAGUUUCACCUCAUUCUGGUGUCACAACACAGACAAAGGCCAGGGCUGACAUCCAAUUUGGACAAUACCUGCCACUUAACGCCUGCUUUCGCACACAUGUUAAACCAAAAAAACAACAUGAGAUCUUACAACUUGGAAAGGCGAUACAGUUGUUGGGGAGUGGGUGUAGCUGUGACCAUGUGGUAGACGUCGGGGCGGGCCAGGGACACCUGUCCAGACUGCUUGCCUUCGGUCACGGCUUCAAAGUCACCACAGUAGAAGCUGCAGGCUGCCAUGCACCCAAAGCAGAGAAAAUGGAUAAAGACAUUCAAAAGAAAAUACACAGAAAGUUAAAGCGAAAACAUCCAACAGAGCAGGAACAAGCUUCAGUGGAUGGUAGCAAAGAGGACACUACAGCCAGCAACACAACCUCACUGCCUGAUCAUGUGACCUGUCUCAUCCAACCAGGAACAAGUGCGGAGAAGUUUUUAGAAGUGGUCAGGGACUCUUACAGAAAACAGACUGAUGUUUUAGAUAUUGAAGGCCAAGGAAGAGUGCCAAAUCAAGAUCCUUCAAAUAUGUCAACAGGGUCAAGAUCACCAAAUUCAAAAAUGUGUUCAAAACAUUUGAAAUCAGAAAAGACAAACUCACCGAGAUCACAAAACAUUGAGACAGAUUGUAUAAACUCUCCUGUUGAUAGUGUUGAUACCAAAGUAACACAACCAGGACCAGGUAUCAAUUGUGUCCGGGAUCUAUCCCAGUUUGUCUUGACUGGUCUCCAUGCCUGUGGUGAUUUGACCCCCACCAUGCUGAGGAUUUUCGCCCAGUGUCCAGAUAUCGUUGGUGUGGCCUCUGUUGCAUGCUGUUAUAUGAAGCUGUCCUGUAGAGAGGGGGGAGCAGAUGAGGACAGUGGUGACCUGGGAUAUCCAAUGAGCCAGUUCACUGCGAAUCUCAAAGACAAUCAUCUGAGCUUCGAGGCCAGGGCAAUGGCAUGUCAUUUUGCAGAUUCUUACAAAGAAAGACUCCUUGCCAACCCGCCUAGUCUGAAGUUGCACUGCUACAGGGCUGCAUUACAGUAUAUCAUCAAAGAGGUCUACCCAGACUUCAGCCAGGGCAGCAUACGGCUCUCCAUCAAACACUCAGACACCAUGACAUUUGAAAGCUAUGUGAAGACUAGCCUUCGAAGACUGGGCCUAGAUCCGGAUGUGCCAGUCCAGGUGUUGCAGCAGGCACAGAGUUACCUCCCCUGCUGGCAAAAGGUGGUGGCCUUCUACACUUUACGAUUGUCGCUUGCCCCGGUAGUAGAGAGCCUCAUUCUGCUGGACAGGAUGCUUUACUUGUACGAACAAGGGAUACCAAGUGUACUGUUGCCAAUAUUUGACCCCGCCCUGUCACCAAGAAAUUUUGUAUUGCUGGCUUCUAGGAAAUGUUCCGUGGACAUCACCACUUCCUGACAAAUCUGAUGUCUCCUUCAUCAAGGAAUUUUGUACUACUGGCAUCUAGGACACAAUCAACAGACAUCACCACUCCCAGGAGACGUUACCCAUGACAUCACCACUCCCAGGAUACGUUACCCAUGAUAUCACCACUUCCAGGAUACGUUACCCAUGAUAUCACCACUCCCAGGAGACGUUACCCAUGACAUCACCACUCCCAGGAUACGUUACCCAUGAUAUCACCACUCCAAGGAUACGUUACCAAUGAUAUCACCACUCCCAGGAUACGUUACCCAUGACAUCACCACUCCCAGGAUACGUUAGCAAUGAUAUCACCACUCCAAGGAUACAUAACCCAUGAUAUCACCACUCCAAGGAUACAUAACCCAUGACAUCACCACUCCCAGGAUACGUUACCCAUGAUAUCACCACUCCCAGGAUACGUUACCCAUGAUAUCACCACUCCCAUGAUAUCAAGGAACUUCAUACUUUACAAUUUCUAGGAAACAUGGUAUCCACGGACAUCACACCUUGAUACAUCACCAAGGAACUUUGUGCUACUAGCUGCUUAACCCUUUCAUCCCUAUGUAGACUCUACCAUGCAUUGAUCUGGAUGUGUCCAUUAUGGUCUACAGUGGUGAAAGGGUCAACAAUCAAAUAGUUCAUCAGUUUCUGUACCGAUACAAUAUAUUGAUACAUGUAUACACAAAAUCUGCAUCUUCUUUAUACUUCAGUAGAUACAGAAACUAUUUGUGCUUCACACUGAUUGUUGUUGAUAUCUCUUUAUGUUUGACUCGGAGUAUGACCCAUUGUUUUUUCGCUGUCCAGAAGAUUUCAUGGAACCCACUUUUGGUCAGUAUCAUGUUAUACUGCAGUACUGAUUGUAGUUUUAUUAUUCAUGGCAAAGACAGUCACAACUAGGUACUCAAUAUUUUAAUGCCAAAAUCAGGAAAAUGGCUAGCAUACAAUAUAUAAUUGGAAGGUGGGUGGCUGCAUGGGUUGAGUGUUCGUCUAUUUAAUCAAAGACUUUACUAGUUGUACCAAAAUUUCAGAUAUAAGAAUUUUAUCAAUGAUUAUAGCUGGUCUCCUUCACAUACAUGUACUAGGAAAACUGACGAGAGAAUAAAACAACAAGUAAAUAUCAUUGUAAGAAUUUAUUUGUUUACAUCAUGAUUUCUUUAGUAGUGCUACACAAGGAAGAAUAAUUUACAAAUCAUUUACAUGUAAAUGAGGACAUAUUUGUUGAGAUGAUUUUUCAGCAGUCAAUUUACUGGUGUAACAGCACACCAGUGAUAAGUAUUACUGCUGUUCUAUAACCUAGUACUGGUCAGACUUGCCUUCAGUCAUUUGAUUUCCCAUUGGUCAACACACUCCGCUGUAAUCAAGAGACCAGUAGCAAGCCUACUUACCAGUGGGUGGUGGACUGUACUGGAAAAUAGCUCUCGGCACUUAAUGUAUAUAGCGUUGUUUUACGCAGUGUUUUGUGUUGAGGAUAAUUCCAGUAUUACACAAUAACCAGCAGUGAAGACAAGUCUGUACAAAGGCAUGCUAUAGCCACACUCCUGUUCUGUGAGAUGGUUUUAGUGUGCUACAUUUCACUGUACUAGCGCUGACCUUCCAGUAAUAAAAAGGGUUGACCUAUCACCAAACCAAGUCCAGCAUUAUUUUGGUCUGUGAUAAUAACCGUAAACCUUGUUGAUGUGUAAUCCAAGGUUUGGUGACAGUCAACCUAAUAUAACCUACAAUGUACUAGCCCUGAUUCAUGAAACGAUCCAAGUCUAAAAUUGUCUUAAGUUUUAUCUCAACCAAUCACACAUUAUGUCAUGAAAAGUGACGUCGUACAUGAUUGGCUAAGCAAAUCCUCAAGUUUAAGAUUGUUUCAUGAUCCCGGGACCAGAUAAAUGAUCUCUGUAGGCUGCUGCUAGGAAGCUAUCUUACAGGAUUGUACUGAACAUUGCAAGCAUGGUGGGUAAAGCUCAAGAAUUAAAUUAACUGCAAGUUGUGUGCACAGCGGGGGAAACUGGCACUGACCAGUUCUUCAAAGUAUACAGACCUCAAUAUUUUAUAAAUAAGUCACUUUGGAAAAGUGCAUGACUAAAACUGUAUCCUUGGAAUAUUUAAUUUAUAUUGUAUCUCUAAAUACAAGGAUCAGGUAAUACCACAAUGUACAUUUAAAAUUGAAAUGUCCAAUGAAAUUUGAUGAAAUAUAUCAAGAAAUAGUUUGAAAAUUAAAACGUUUUUGGUAAAAUAAUUAUCAUAAAUAUUUAUAUAACGUUUCCAAAAGGAUUUAUUUUUUUAGUAUCAUAUGGUAAUGUUAUGUUAAAUGUUCAAAUUUGUGAAUAUUGCAUAAUAUAUACAACUUGAAUAUUACAAAUUCUCACAACAUAAAUUCUCAUCAUAGAAAUAUCAUAUUACAUCUUCAAUAAUAGUCUGCAAAAUCCAUAACUUGUACAUACUGAAAUCACAAAGCGCAUUGCUCAAUGGAAAAACACUAAUGGGAUCUACAAAAAUAAGGUGAAAUGUAGUUUAUAGGAAAAGUUCAUGAAUCACUGAUAAUUAUCAGUUCUGAUGUUAUAGUUCAAUGUAAUCAAAACUAGUUAAGAAAACAUGCAUCAUUAUCUCAAAACCUUUUUGUCUGGUAAGCAGUAGCUUACAAAUGAUACCUUUUAUUAAUAGCUGAAUGUAACAUACAUUUGUAGUAACACAAGUCUAGACUGGUCCUUACUGAGAAACUGUAGGGGAGACAACCCAACAUAAAAUAUGGAAUCGGCAGGAACACUGCAUCUACAUAUACACAAAAAAAUGGGAUCGCAAAGGCAAAAAUUGAUUGUCAAAGGCCAAUGCUUAACAUUACUGAAUGACUAGAGGAUUUGGCCCUAAAGUUUUCUAAUCAUUAAUAGCAGGUUUGUGUUUCUCAUAACACAUUUUUUACUCGUAACAAUUGUGCAAAGUAUACUUCAUAUAGAAUCAAAGAUUUCUUCUGAUUCUGUCAUAGAAAAUGUCAACGCAUUCAAAAGCAGUUUUAAGCAAAAAUCCUUCUAUAAAGGCUUUUAUAGGUUAUACUCCAAUGAAAAUCAGAACCACAUAAUUAAUAACAAACUGACAAUGUUUUCAUCUUGAAAUAAUCUCAUAAAAACUACAGAACUUUGGUCUACAUGUGAGGGAAGAUAAAAUCAAAUGGCAACAGUCGGUGGAGGUGUUAGUAUCCUAGUGAGUCUACAAUAGAAGGUUAAAACAUUGAAGCUACCUAGCAAUGUUCUACAAGGUUGUAGCAUUUCGAGACAGAACAAUGACAACAUGCCCUGUACCUACGUACAUCUGCAAUAUAGAGUAACCCUGAGUUAACACAAGAUAUCUACACGUUUUAAAGUAAAAAUGCAAAAGAAAUACAAAAUUUCUUGAUGUUAUGAUACAGAUUUCUGUAAGAAUCACUUUUCCCUCCAGUUAAGCUCAUAUCAUCUGCUAAUGAUGUGUUAUACAAGAUACUGAAUAAGUUGUAUCUUGGAAGUAUUUGUGAUAAGUUGAUGUUUCAAGCUAUCUAACUAUAUAAUUAUAUUGCUGUAAUAUGAUAUAUUGUUUAUUGAAAUUUUCUCAUCAAUGGCCAGAUAAGUAGACAAAGAGUUUUUUGAAAAAUAUUCUGAAAACCAAAACUUACCUAAAUACUAAUGAGUAAGAAAAUCUACGAGAAUUAUAUACCUGUUCUGUUUCGGCUGGUCCAGACACCAUGCACACAUGAUGCAAAAGAGAGUAGUGAUUAGCCUGUAUCCUGCUUUCCCUCCCACACAGAUAUGACAGUACAUGGAGGAUGAAGUUUUCUACAUUAACCCUUUCACCACUGUGGACCAUAAUGGACCCCUCCAUAUCAAUGCAUGGUAGAGUCUACUAAAGCUACAUAGGGGUGAAAGGGUUAACACAUGUCAAUUAUACACGUACUUGUAGCUGAUGAACACUCGCACAAGUCUACUUAACAGGAUUCAGAUCUGCUAACACAUCUCUGAUAAACAAAGGGCAAAUAAAUUAGACAGAAAUAUACAUCAUUUAAAAACGUAAAAACUUAAAGCUCAUGUAUUGAUGGGAUAUAUUUAUAUAUAUAUAAAGGAUGAGACGAGAUGAAAGAGUGUCCAAAUAUAAUCCAGUGGAAUAUGUAAAUGACAAUAGUUUUUUUUAUUGAUCAUGACCAUAUAUGGGCAAGUUGUUAAUAGAUGAAUGAUCGUAUCUUUUGUUUUCACAUGCUCAUGAUCGUCAUAAUGACUUUUAAAGGCAACACAUUAUUUUGACAUCAUACACAAUAUUUAAAUCAUCUUCAUGUCCAUUUCAUUUUUUUCUACAACGACUAACCACCAAAAGUAACAACAGAGUUCACCGUUCUACACACACUGUACAGACACAGAACUGGUGGGUGACCACGGACAGAGGACGUUCUUACGGCAUAGGGCUAACACGUUACUUAUGUACACUAAACCAGGCCUCCAUGCCAUAGCAAUGCUGUUGUGGGUACAAUACUAAGUACAAAUGAAGUGACGCCCAAAAUACAAAUCAUCUAUUUGUGUGGAUUCAAUAAUAAACUGAAAUAUCUCCGAGAAAAAACGAGAAUUCUGCCAUUAAAAGAAAUGUUAGUGUACCAGGAGUGAGUAGAAUGUAUAAGGAUAACUGAUCAGCUUUCACAAGAGCAGUAGCUUAUGUAAGAUGUUACAAAGAGUUAGGAUGGUCAGAUAAUCUCCUAACCAAGACGUGCUGAACAAACCGAUUUUUAAGAGAUUUUGUAUUCUCAUAAAACAUAGCUGUAUAAUAUAUUUGAUUAAUCAUUUAUUGAAGUUUUCAAUUGAAAUUAUUGCCAUUCAUGGACUGGCAUGAAAAUAAGAUUUACAUGAAAUGUGUCAUUGGUUAAUCUUUCGAAUAAUGUUAAAAAUUUAAUAAAAAAAAUGGUUAAAAACAGAUGUUUAGCAUUGUUAGCGUAUAUGAUUUUUUGUUUGUUUUAUAGAUUCUUCACCUCAGCGUUAACAACUCUUUGAUAAAAACCGAUGAAUUGCCCAAACAGAUGGAUGUACUUUUAAUGUCUGGUCCCAUGUAUAAGAACUAGUGGUCUGUUAUUCUCAGAAUAGCAACACAGGGGGUUUCUCUCUGAUCAAAUCUACACAGUAAUGUAUUCAUGUACACAAACAUGUUGGCGGCUCACGUGACUAAAAGUGGAAGAAUUUGAUAUACAUAUCUGUUGACGGGGAAUCAAGAGCACCGACGAUGGAUCACCCAAUCCAAAAACAAUAACACCACUGUAUAAAUGGACGUCACAAGACUAUAUCCCUAUGGAGCAGACCCCGGAUUUUAAGGUCCCGGAACAAUUACCCCAUACAAAAUGAUUUUACACAAUCAUACUAUACAACACACUGCAAAUAUAAUCCACAAAUUGUUCCCGUGAAGUUUGUACAUGAAAUUAAGUGAUUGAGCAGUCCCUAUGAGAUUAGAGCAGACUGGCAGUACUGGUCACUAACGCACACUGACCAGUACUAACAACAUCACUGACCAGCGAAAACAAUCUACCCUUACAUUACAACAUGUAACGUCCUGUGCACAUACUCCCACAAAAGUUUUGUUUGGAGAUUAUUGUGUUGCCAUCUAUAAUUUGUCAAAAUAUCAUAAUAGAUCUUAAACUUAUUCACCCCUGAAGACACAUUUGAACUUGUCCAAUUCCAAGGUUGGAAUAGUUCAUUGCGAAAUUUCAGGGGUGAAAGAUUGAAUUAUAUUUUGCUGUUUCUCCCCUACAAAUGAGCAUUUAACUUCUGGUAAAGGGGACAGUCAACUAACAGUUUCAAAUAUCCGGUAUCCUAUCAUUAAUUUACAUACUGAAUUUACCUUUAAAUCAAUACACUUUAUAUGAUAAAUAGACUUAAUAACAUUCAAGUUGAAAUAUUAAUAUAUUUAAAAAAAACAACACCCUGAUACCUGUUGAUUUCUUAAGGCAAUUCAUUUUUUUGUUUUCCUUUUUUUUUGGAAUUUCUCAAAACCAGUGUUGUCUCUGUAUCAAAAAGAGGAAAGAGAAAAACGUAUUUAACAUACACAAUUAAGUCACCUGUGGGUUAAAACAACAAUUUCAUCAAUAACUAUAUACAUCUGUAAAACAUAAGAUGACCAUUUCAUCAAAACGUUACUCGAUCCAGUAUCUAACAAAAAAUACAUAGUAAAUAAAUAGUUUUCAAACUCUGCAUAAAUGAUAACAAAAUGUCUUUGGGACUUAGUAACAUUUUUGGUCAUAAAACAACAUAAUAACUAAAUCAUUUAAAAUAAGAUAGAAAUAUUUCUUAAAAAGUGUCCUGAUGACCGAUAUCUCGCAACCAAAAUGGCUACAUUUUGGGAUUACAGUUAUUUAUUAAAGCGUAUACUUAGAUGGUAAAGUGAGGGUGAAGCCAGUACUAAGGGCAGUUACCCCCCUUUAUUACAUUAACUGCCUGUUGAGAAUUUUUCAACAUCUUUUUUUCUAAAGAGCAAAUCCCUGAAAAUAUUAAGUUAUUGCUACAAUAUCGUUCACUUUCUAAACACAUUUAUUAAAUGUCAGAACUCUAAUUGCAAGAUGCUUUUUGAUUUUUGAAACUACUGGUGAAGUUUUAAUACAGAGCAUCAAUACUUCUCUAACCAUUAAAACCAACUUUUCGAUUCAGAAAUAAAAAAUGAACAUACAAAUUCAAACUUAGGCUACAUACUUUUGAUUCCAAUCUAAAAUUAUUUCUUAUCUAUAAAUUCAUUUGUCAAGAUAAAGAGGCAACAGGUAUUAUAAAAACAA
Mizuhopecten yessoensis (Yesso scallop) is the source of this 8602-nucleotide messenger RNA. Its product is annotated as protein RRNAD1-like. Lineage: Eukaryota; Metazoa; Mollusca; Bivalvia; Pectinida; Pectinidae. The transcript is spliced from 10 exons. Bases 43 to 1845 code for a protein of 600 amino acids. The record is from RefSeq and is a predicted model, not a curated record.